AUGCCUGAUGAUCCGCUUAGGGAUAAAUGGCACAUGCCAAACGAAGUUGCUGAAGAAAAUUCAGCCAGAACGGAAGAAACUUUAACAAAAGAAUGGGGCAUGUAUAGUGGUGAAAAUGCACUGAGCUAUUUUUUGGAAAAUGUUCCCGAAUUCCUUGGACUCCCCGUGUAUAAAACAAAAUGUCCAUUUAAAUUUCUAAUUCACCGCCCGCCGAUUUGCCGAAAUUUGCUUACCAUGAAGAAAAGGCUCUGCAAGCUGCAUCGGACAAAUGGUCCAUGGCCGGAAUGGUAUCAGUGUUUGUUGUUAUAUUGUUGGCUGUUGUGUUAUUUCAUCAUAAGCGUCAGGGCCGAAGGUUGCCCGCCAUCUGAAGCAAUUCUGCCAUGUCGCUGUUCGCUGAGGGGCAAAGAAAUACAAAUAUGGUGCUCUCACAGCAAUUUACCGCAAAUAAUGGAUGGCCUGAAGGCGGUGGAGCGCAACAUCAAAGGUUCCAUUGAUGAAUUGGUGCUGGAGAAUAACCAACUACCCGCCUUGCCCGGUCGCUUCUUUGGUACCCUGCAAAUUGUACGCCUUAUGCUACGCUACAAUGGCAUCGAAAGGGUCUCCAACGGCUGGCUAAAUGAAUUGGAAAAUAGCCUGGUCGAAAUUUACAUAGUCGAGCCGCAACUGCGAAGUAUACCUGUCGAAAGCCUUAAUGGCAUGAUAAAUAUGGUAGCGAUUACCAUACAAAGUGAUGAAUUGAAACAUUUGCCAGAUUUUUCGGGAUUACUUAGCCUAACAUAUUUGAGUGUGCAGAGUCGAUCGCUAAGCGAAUUGCAACCUUUGUGGUUCAGGCAUUUGCCGAAGUUGCAGAAUAUCCAUAUUACAGGGGGAGAGAACUUGAAUCGUUUGGAAGCGGGGUUGUUUGAUGGUUUGAUAUCGCUGAAAAAUGUGGACCUAAGUCGUAAUGGUAUUAAUUGGAUACAUUUGAGAGCCUUCGCACGAUUGCCGAAUUUGACAAGUCUGAAAUUGUCCUAUAAUCAAAUCAGCGAUGUGGGUAUGAUUGGAAGGAUUGUUAAGGAUUUGGAGAAUUUAAAGAAGUUGCGGUUGGAUCAUAAUAUCAUUGGAAUUAUAGAGGAUGGAUCCUUUGUGGAUCUGCCACAUUUGACGGAGUUACAUUUGAAUGAUAAUCGGAUAACGCAAAUUGAAUAUGGAGCCUUCUUGAGGACACCGAUGUUGAAAACGAUUUAUUUGCAUAAUAAUCACAUUAAGUGCAUACAUCCUGAGUCAUUUAUGCAGGCCUCCGGAUCGGGAGUGGAAACGAUGUAUAUUUAUAAUAAUGAAAUUGAUGAUACGGGGGAGUUGAGAUCGCUGCUGGAGGCCCUGCCUGCCCUGAAGUUUUUGGAUAUAAGCAAUAAUUUUUUGAGGGAUAUCCAUUAUGGAGCAUUGAGGGGUCAUGGCACCCUGGAACAGUUGCAUAUUAAUAAUAAUCUGCUGAGAACAAUUGAAAGGGAGGCCUUGAUGGCCAUGCCAGCCUUGAGGGAGCUGCGUUUGAGAAACAACAGCCUGAGUCAUGAUCUACCUAUGCCUUUUUGGAAUUUACCCGGCUUGAAGGGCCUCGAUUUGUCGUUGAAUAAUUUCAGGAUUGUGGAUUCAUACCUCUUGGCCGGUUUGCCAUCCCUGCGACGUUUGGAUCUAAGUGAAAACGGGCUGAUGAAAAUGGAUCCCAGCACCUUUGUUCAUAACUCGAUGUUGGAGACUUUGAAUAUUUCCAUAAAUGAUUUGAAAAUUCUGCACCCGGCUACCUUUCGAAAUUUGGAUAGGCUUUUCGAGGUCGACGCAAGUUAUAAUCAGCUGAAUGAAAUGAUACCAGGGCUACCGAAAAUUGUGGAACGCAUUUCGGUUAGGGGUAACAUGAUCGGCAGCCUACCAGCCUCGGUUGUGAAAAGUUUGAAUUUACCGAAUUUGAGAAUGCUGGACUUGAGCAUGAAUCGUUUGGAACAUUUGCCGAAAUAUGCCUUCCAGGGGCUGCCACAAUUAAGGGUUCUAAGUUUGGCCUAUAAUCGUCUGCGUUCCCUAGAUGACACCGUGUUCAUAGGAUCCUAUCGCCUGGAAUUGUUACACCUGCAGGAGAACCAACUAAUGCAGCUGGAUGAACGUUGUCUCCUCCCCCUGGCGGAAUUAAGAAAUCUCAAUCUGCAGGCCAAUAAAUUAUCAUCGAUUACCGAUAAUCUCUUUUCGAAUAAUUCCAAAUUGGAACAAUUGGAUUUGUCAAGGAAUACCAUACGCAGCAUAGCUCCGGCUGCCUUUGAGGCCCAAAAAUCUUUGGAAUAUCUCGAUUUAUCCUCCAAUGCCUUGAGCGAUAUGUCCAUUAGCUUGGCGAAUUUGAUAAGUCUCAAGGAUAUCGAUUUAAGUUAUAAUCAAAUUACCCACAUCAAUUCGGAGGUAAUUGCCUCUUGGCGCCAGGUUGUGGAGAUACGCCUCUCAAACAACCUCAUUACCGAACUAAAACGGGGUAGUUUUCGUAACCUCCUUAAGCUACAAUAUCUCGAUCUAUCCAGCAAUGAAAUAAAUCAUGUGGAACAGGGAGCCCUUAAGAAUCUUCCGGAGUUACAGGAAUUUGUAUUGGCUGAUAAUAAAUUGUCGGAAUUAAAGGAUCAUGCCUUUGAGGAUUUGCCGAAUCUGCUGGCCUCCCACUUUCAAUAUAACAAUUUGAGAUUUAUUUCAUCGGAAAGCUUUUUCAAUUCCCCAUCGAUGGUAUUUUUGAAUUUAUCGAAUAAUCAUUUUCGCAGCAUGGAAAGUAUUGGCCUAAGAUCGAUGCGGAAUCUUGAGGUAUUGGAUUUAUCCACCAAUGCUGUGAGGACAGUGCCCACAAUGCCACUGAAAAUGCUGAAUUGGUUGGUCGAACUGAAAAUGGAUAAUAAUGAAAUAUGUCGGAUACAGGGUGCCCCAUUUGAACAAAUGCCUAGGUUGAGGGUAUUAUCAAUGCGCAAUAAUAGAUUGCGUUCGAUUAAGGAGAGGACCUUUAGGAAUUUAAGGGGAAAUAUUGCCAUAAUCGAUAUGGAUGGUAAUCCCAUUGAAUGCACCUGUGAAAUGCAAUGGCUGUCGGUGUGGUUGCAGGAAACCAAUUUCCCAUAUCCCGGACCGAAAUGCCAAGAUGGUCGUCUACUGCGAGCCUCACGAAUCGAUAAGAAUCUCUGUAACAACUUGGCGGAUAAUCAACAACGUAAUGGUGGUGCGGGACCCUUUAGUGAUGCCUCUGGAGGUGGGGGGGUGCUAAAUCAUUUACCCCUGCUCAAUGAACAUGGAGAUAUUUUCCAAAGGGAGCUACAGGAAUACAAUGAUGAGUGUGAGGCCUAUGAAUUGCCACCGGCUGAAAGGCCUUUGGCGGGUGAGAGUGAAUAUUUCUAUGAUCAAUAUGUGGAUUAUCCACCGGGGGCCAAUGACAGUGUUUCUAAUACCCUACUGCAUAGCCAUCGGCCUAAACCUAACCACCCGGCCUCAUCGGUCAGUCCGAAUGUGGACUUGAAUAAUACCAUAUUGAAUACGAACUAUUUUAAAAAGAAACCCCUCUCCCCGCACUCCUCUUCACCCUUUACCUUCUUCGGUUAUCCUAUACCGAGCAUAAGUUUGGGACGAUUUUUCGGGGCCAAUGAAAGAGGGCGGAAAGAUCGUGGCGAAAAGGGUGGUGAAUCGAUAUUUAAUGGUCACAAAUCUUUGGCGACCUCUACCAGUACGACCAGCACCGAAAUGCCUGCCACUCAUCGAAUGUUUACCGGGUCCCAUGGCAAAGUCCGAAUGUAUCAACCGAAUAGUGCAGAAUUUGAAAAAUAUCUGAAGAAUAAAGAUGACACCGAGGACAGUCCACAAUAUGUUGAUGUAAAUGGUCGGCGAAAUGUGGCUGAUACUUCGGGAGGAUCAUCAGAUGAAACAUCAAGUAGUUCGGAAAGUCCUUCCAGUGUUUUUAAGACGGGUUUUAGGGUGCCUUCCAGUGUGGAGAGGGGUGGUUUUAAACCUAUUGUACCGGAACAUAGUGUGGGUGGUUUUAUGCCAGUACAUGAUCCAUCGAAACGGAAGGGUACCAUAGAAGUUGUGGCUCCCACAUCGCUGAAGGUGGAUAAAACGAAGCGUUUGAAUAAAUUGACCACGAAUGCAGAGGUGAAGUAUAAAAAUCCUAAUUCGGAAGAAUUUUAUGGAAGCACAACAAUGAGCACGACAACCUCGACAACAACUUCCACAACCCCUAAACCUCCUGCUGCUGCUUCGCAAGAAGUAGAGUCUCACACCUAUUAUGUAUCUGAGGAGUCAACGGAAGUGGAGACCACCACAACGUAUCGACCCAGGACCACCUUGCAAAAAUAUCACACCACCCUGCAGGCCACCACAACACCUACAACCACAAGUAGCACCACCAAGCCGCCAGUUACCACCUCUACUACCACGACGACCACCACCACCACACCUCGUAUACCCACCAUGAGCAAAGACUCCUUUGAGGACACGGAAUUCUAUGAUGAUCUAGAGGCUCAAUCGGUAACCAUGAUGAAGCCCCCACCAUUCAUACAAACCACCACAUCGGAGACCAUAUUGCUAAUACCACCCCCUGAGGAACUGGUGGAACAAAUCAAAAGGCAAUCAUGGAUGCAUACCACGGAGAAAACAGUACACUCCGAAGAGGUCGAAGAUUACUUAACCACCAUAACCACAACAGCCAAGCCAACGAGUACUACACCCUCAGCUAUCCCAUCAAGUUCCACAACAGCCCCACCUCUACCCUAUCUACCACGGCCAGGUGGGGCAGCCCGCUCCACAGUGACCAAGGUCUUUACACCACAAGCCGCUCUCAAUCAUCAUCAUCAUCAUGCCCAUCUACCCACAGCCGAGGAAUAUCAACGAACCACCCCCACCUUAAAUGGCCGGACCACUGAAGAACCCCAGCUAACCGCCAAUGCCCAGAAGAGAGAUGAACCCUCACCAUCUAGCGGUGGUAGUAGCAUCGAUCGCAUUGAUCGUAAAGAUGGCAUGGAUUGGUAUUAUGAAAGUUUCAAAAAGGCCAGAGCAAUAGGGGGUGGAGGAGGAGGUGCUAAACCCAGUUUUACGGGUUCAAAUUCUUAUCGUAAUGGUGGUAAUGGUCUGAUAUUGGAAUGGAAUAUUUUUGGUGUCUUUAUUAUGGUGGCAAAUUUGUAUAUGAUUUUCGCUGGAAAUUAUUUGUUAUUUUAA
This is a messenger RNA of Musca vetustissima, 5196 nucleotides long. It is a transcript of the gene atk, whose product is annotated as protein artichoke. The record is from RefSeq and is a predicted model, not a curated record. NCBI's taxonomy places the organism in Eukaryota, Metazoa, Arthropoda, Insecta, Diptera, Muscidae. The coding region runs from base 1 to 5196 and encodes 1731 amino acids. The transcript is spliced from 7 exons. Gene Ontology annotation, molecular function: protein binding.